ACGUUGCAUGUAUUCAGUGUCAUGUGUUUCUACGUAAACUCGUUCGAGAAUAUUACGAACGUUGCAAGAGGAAAGGAAAAAAUCUCGUCAGAUUGGAAGCCGUUGUAGUUAGCAACCCGCUACAGUUGACCGAUACAUUGUUACUGAAUUAACAAUUACAUUUAUUUCCUAAUGGAUUGAUCCGGUAAGGAACCUUUUAUCGUGCUGCGGGCUUCAGACCUCAUCCUACCAUUCUUUCUGGAAGGGGUCAUGGCACAAAAAAUAUGCCCGUCCGAACUUUCUCACUUGUCUGAUUUCCAAGAAACAGACCUAAAUGCGGAGCAGGACUCCGGAGUGGAAGAUGCUGAUGACGAUGAUGGCAGUAGUAGUGCCAACAUCUCUGCACAGACCUCCAUCAUGGAGGAAGAGGAACAUUCUCUUAUAUUCGUUUCCUUCAAGGGAAACAUGGACGAUGAAGACUUCAAACACAAACUGGACAACGUCUUGAAUGGGAUCCCAGACAUGCUACAAUUAGGCCCUGAGAGACUGCAGCCCCGUCGUGUCGAACCAUGGAACAGUGUACGAGUCACCUUCAACAUCCCUCGGGAGGCUGCAGAGCGACUCCGCCUCCUGGCUCAAAACAAUCAACAGCAGUUAAGGGACCUUGGGAUCCUCUCUGUACAAAUAGAGGGCGAGGGGGCAAUCAAUGUUGGCCUGGCACAGAAUCGAGGCCAGGAUGUCAGGGUGAACGGACCUGUAGGACCACCUGGACAGACACGGAUGGAUGUGGGGUUCCCCAUGCAACAAGGGCCAGGAGGCAUCCGAAUGAACAACCCUCAGGUUUCUAUGGUGCCCCCAGGUCCAGGCCAAGGAAUGGUUCCUGGGGGAAGUGGACAGAUGCACCCAAGGGCUCAAAGACCUCCCUCACAGACAGAUGCUAUGGACCCUAUGAUGUCAGGUAUGGUUGUCCAACAGCAGCAGCAGCAGCAGCAGCAACUUCAGCACCCACAGGCUCCCCAUAUGCCUCCAAACCCCAUGGGUCCUCAGGGUCACCACAUGCAAGCCAUGCAGGCUAACAGGCAGCUAAACCCAGCCGCCCUGCAGCAUCUGCAGCAACAACAGCAGCAGCAGCAACAUCAGCAGCAGCAGCAGCAGCAGCAACAACAACAGGCCCAGCUGGCUCAGCUUGGCGGUGUCCGCGGUCCAUUCAACGCUUCUGGUCAAAUGCCUGUGCCCGCUGGCUGGAACCAGCUCCCGUCAGGGGUUUUACAGCCUCCGCCCGCCCAAGGACCAAUGGGACCUGGCUGGAGGAAGCCGCCACCACAGGCUCAGAUGGGCCAGCGCCCCUCCCUGGCUACGGUACAGACGCCGAACCAUCCUCCACCUCCUUAUCCGUUCGGGAGUCAGCAGGCUUUCAAUACCAUGGCGCAGCAACAGCAGCAGCAGCAGCAGUUGCAGCAACAGCAGCAGCAGGCAGGAGUCAACCAGUUUGCAGCCCCUCAGCCUAAAUGCCCCCCACAAGGAGCGCCAGGUGUUCCAGGCCCAAGGGGUCCAGCACCUGUCCCACCGUCGUCUACUCCACAGGGAAGCCUGUCCGCUAAGUCACCUGGGUCAUCAUCCUCACCAUUCCAGCAGGGGUCACCCGGGACGCCUCCCAUGAUGGGUCAGGCCCAAGGUCAGCUCGGCCCUCGUCCUACCACGCCGCAAGGUUUUCCUCAAGGUGUGGGCUCACCUGGAAGAGCAGUGUUGGGUCAACCGGGGCCCAUGCAGCAAGGGUUCAUGGGAAUGCCUCAACAUGGACAGGUUCCACAAAACAAUAUGGGAGGUAUGCCCAAACGGAUGCCCAUGGGCUUCCCUAAUGUACCAGGCAAUCAAAACUUUGUCCAAGGCCAAGUGACAGCCAGUGGACCUGGGACACCUGCAGUUGGUACCAACCCCCAGGUGCAGAAUAGCCAGGGUAUGGCACACACAGGGACACAACCAUCUGUUUCAACACAAAACCACAUGCAGCCUAACCUCCUUCAUGGUGGUGUAAUGGGCCAUCAUGGUGGCAUGGCAGGUCAGACUCCAGGUGCCACUCCAGGGACCAACAUAGGCCAGCCCCAGCAAAACCUCCAGGCUCAGAUGAUGAGCAUGCAGUCUCAGCAUCAACCCAUGCCGGUAGCCUCUUCUCCAGGCCAGAUGGUGCAGGCCCAAGGAGGUGGCCAGACGGUCCUCUCCCGACCAGUCAACCCUGGGCAGAGAGGGAUGACGCCUCCAAAACAGAUGAUUCCUCAGCAAGUGCCAGGGGGUGUGAUGCCGAAUCAAGGUCAACUUGGGGGAGGCCCAGGACAUCAGGCAUUACUUCUGCAGCAGCAGCAGCAGCAACAACAACAACAACAACAACAGCAGCAGCAACAACAACAAAAUGCCAUGAUGGAACAGAUGGUGGCCAAUCAAAUGCAGGGAAACAAGCAGGCCUUUGUGCCAAAGGGUCAACCAGGGGUAAUGCAAGGGCAGAUGAUGAGGGGUCCAUCACCCAAUAUGGCGCAGUUUCAGGCUCAGAUGGGACCGCAACAGCAGCCAAUGGUCCAGCAGCAACAACAACAACAACAACAACAACAACUGGCUCAAAUGCAACAGCAGCAGUUACAGCAACAACAACAACUACAACAACAGCAACAUCAGUUACAGCAGCAGCAGCAGCAGCAACAUCAAAUGCAGCAGCAGCAGCAACAACAACAGCAGUUACAACUUCAGCAGCCACAACAGCAGCAGCAGCAGCAACAACUGCAACAGUUACAACAACAGCAGCAUCAACAAAUGCAACAGCAGCAGGCCCAACAGAUUCCCCUGAAUAAUAAUCCCAAUCAAGCAAUGGGUAUGCAUGGACCACAAAUGCGACUUCCUGGGCAUCACAUGGUCCAACAACAACAGCUGCAGCAUCAGCAGCAACAACAACAACAACAACAACAGCAGCAGCUGCAGCAGCAGAAACAGCAGCAGCAGGUCAUGCAACAACUUCAGCAACAGCAUCAGCAACAGGCUGCUCAGCAUCAGCUGGGAGAUGCUAGUGGGACUGGAGGUGAAAUGGGCCAACAGGCAAUGCUGACCGACAUGCAGACACAGCAACAGCAGCAAGGCAUGAUCGGAGGUCCUCAACACAUGCAGGUGGGGAACGGUCACUUCCCUGGACACGGUGGGAUGCCUUUCAACCCCCAGUUUGCUGGACAGAUGCCCAUGGGAGGUCCUUGUGGACAGGCAGGAGCAUUCCCUGUGAACAAGGAUGUGACGUUAACAAGUCCCCUCUUAGUGAACCUGCUGCAGAGUGAUAUAUCUGCUGGUCAGUUUGGUGGAAAACAAGGGGCUGGGAAUGCUGGUGCUAACCAGAAUAAACCUAAAAAAAAGAAACCUGCACGCAAGCCUAAGAAACCGAAAGGAGGUGAAGGACAAUUAUCAGAAGGUCUUGGUCUUGAAUCAACACCUGGCUUAGAGGACAUGGAGUUGCCAGGGAUGAGUAGUGACCAAGGAGGCGCACUGGAUCCCAAAAUGUCUGAUUUUGCUAACAGACCCGCUGGCUUUCCUGGUUCACAAGGGGAUCAAAGGGUCCUACAGCAAAUGCCACCUCAGUUUAUGGCUCCGCAACCACAACAGCAGCCACCACCACAACAGCAGCAGCCACAGCAGCAAACACCUCAGCAGCAGCAAAUGCAACAGCUUCAACAACAGCAGUUACAACAGCAGCACCAACAACAACAGCAGCACAUGCAACAGCAGCAGCAGCAGCAGCAGCAGAUCCAGCAACAGCAAAUGCAACAGCAGCAGCAGCAGGUGCACAUGCAGGGCAUGCAGUUAGCCCCAGGGCAGGCAGGACCAAUGCCUCCUCAAGGCCAGCCUCAAAUGCUCCCACAUCAGUUGCAACAGGCACAGCAUCAUCAACAGCAGCAACAGCAGCAAAUGAUAAUGAUGAUGAAAAUGCAAGAGCAGGCAAAGAACAGAAUGCCACUGCAACAGGGUGGACACCCCUCCAGGGGCCUUAUGAAUCCUGCUGAAGCUCAAAGAAUGCCUGUAUCCCAGCAGGGCAACAUGUCUGUAAUGAUCAAUCUGCAAGGGCAUGGCGGUGUGCCACCUUCCCCAGAUAAAUCAAGGGGAGUGCCUGUCAUGGUAAACCCACAGAUGGCAGGAGCUGCAAGGAGAAUGCCACAUCCAGCAGAGUCUGGGCAGGGACAAGGCGGCACCCCGGGUAUGGGAGAAGACGUUUCUGGAACACACAACAUGCAGGAAAGAGUGCCUCUAGAGAUGGGCCUUCAGGCAGGGAAUGGCUCCCAGCAACUUGUCAACCAGGGCCCCAAUCUGAUGAAGCCAGGGCCCCCGUCAGUGCCUCAGCACCCUGGAGCCAGCCCCCAGCAGCAGCAGCAACAACAACAACAACAACAGCAGCAGCAGCAGCCACCACCACAGCAGGGUUCCAUGCCAGGCUCGCAUAAUCUCCAUUUCCCCAACGUCCCUACCACCUCCCAAAGCUCUCGCCCCAAAACACCCAACCGAGCGAGCCCCAGGCCUUACCACCAUCCGCUCACUCCCACUAACCGUCCACCAAGCACCGAGCCUUCAGAAAUCAGCCUUUCACCUGAACGUUUGAAUGCUUCAAUUGCUGGUCUUUUCCCUCCAAAGAUAAACAUCCCUUUGCCUCCCAGGCAGCCCAAUCUUAACAGAGGAUUUGACCAGCAGGGUCUGAAUCCCACAACCUUGAAGGCAAUCGGACAGGCCCCACCAAGCUUGAAUCUGCCUAACAACAAUAAUAAUGCCGGUGGAAAUAAUAACGGUCAGCAGGCUUUCCCGGGAAGUGGUAACACAGGAAGUGCAGGUGGUAAACAAGACAAACAAUCUGGAGGUGGACAAGCGAAACGAGCGAGUCCUAGCAAUAGCCGACGAUCUAGCCCAGGGUCAAACAGGAAGGCUACUGCUCCCAGCCCAGGUAGACAGAAAGUGGCCAAGAUUGCGUUAACGUCCCCUUCACACCAACAGCCAAUGGUUAGCCAACAGUCUAUGAUGAGUCCCACCUCACUGCAACCAAGCCCUGUCUCGGUACCAUCAGCCUCGCCUAUGGAUGCACAGCAGAUGCAGAGCUCUUUCCAAAGUCCCCCUGGUCAGGCUGAACAUUUGAAUCAAGGGCCGACAGCAGUGCCACCAGGUGAACAACGUCAAAUGGUUCAGUCACCGAGAGACCAGACGGCUCCAAGAAUGGCAAGCCCGCGGGUUGCUCCUGUGGAAUCAAAACCUCUGGAACCUAAGAAUGUACCGGAUCAACCAGCUGCUGAGGAAAAGCAUCAAUCACAGAUAGAACCACAACAGGAUGUCGGCUCCAGUGUUCCGCCAGGUUUUAGGGAUGCCCCAACCUCUCUGAAUCAGCUGUUGGACAGUUCAAUCUCACCGUCCGUAUCAAUGAAGCCACCACAGGGUGCACCUCAGGGGACUGUAGAUUCUGCACAGAAGGAAAGCCCUCGUUCCCUAGCAGAGCAGGCAAGCCAACGGAAUCCGAGAACCCCUCAGGGCACUGAAGGUGGGGCUUCAUUGGGUCCUAGUGAGUCUAAGCUUAGUUCAACCCCAAGUCCCAAACUAAAUCUCAGCAGCAGUCCCAGCUUACACCCUCCUAGUGUUACCCUUAGCGUUAGCUCCAGUCCCACAUUCAGUCCCGGCCCCAAUUUGAACGUUAGUCCUAGUCCACAGCCUAAUAACCCUGCUGUCAGUCCGAGUCCAAAUCCCAUCCCUAAACCCAUGUCAAACAAUAUAUCAACUGUUUUGCAGAGGCCAAACCCUUCAACCGCUAUUGCCACCAAUCAGAUCACAGUGUUUGUCACCUCUAAUCCAAUCAGUUCUGCCACUAGCACUACCCCGCAGGUGCCUCCGAUGGUUUCCACUGUAGUCGCAGUUUCAAAUAAAAACCUUCAGAGACCUCUAGAGAUGAGCCAGCAGAACCCCGCCCAAACCCGCCCUGCGCAGUUCAUAACGACCCCUGUGUUUUUUCAAGUACCGGCCGCCUCGGUUCCCUCGAGUACCAAUGUGGUUUCCCAGCCAGUUACCAUGGUUGGUCCCAUUCAGGUGUCUGCUAAUAUACAGCUAACACCUGCACCCAUGGCGACUAUAACCUCAACAGCUCCGAUGUCUGUUGCAACACAUUCCUCAGCCAUGAGCUCGGCCGCCGGCCAGCCCACUGCUCGUGCCGUGGUCGGACACCUUCAGGUGCAAGUUCCCAGCACUCACGCAUCCCCAGUUGCAGCGCACCCUCCCCCUCAGCAGCCAAGCCCAGGCACUCCGAAGCAGGAGAGCCCACCAGAGGCGUCGGGCUUGAAGUCCAGUCCUGUUGCACAGGUGUCGCCUCGCCCCACGUCAUCCCCCAGUGUCACCUCCCCCUUCCAGCAGCCCUUGUCCUCUCCCCCGAUGUGCUCUAGCCCAGGCACUGCACCCAGCGCCCGAAGGAGCCCCUUGUCCCCGUUAGCCACAGGAGCUAAGAGCAAACCUGCCACUCCUGCUCCAGCUGGAAAACCUGCCGCAGUGGAGAACACGCACGUCUCUGAUAGUAGUCCCCCAGUGAAACAAGAGGUUGCUGCCCAGCAGGCGCCAAAUGCAGGCGUUGCUCCCCCGCAGGCUGCCGCUUUACCAGCAAUUCCGACUGAACCCAUCUCCUCUCCUCAGAACACUUCUUCGCCGCCUGCCCCAGCCCCUGCUGUUCCCGUUUCAGUCCCAGCUCCUGAGCCUGCGCCCCCUGCACCCAACACAGCACUUACUGCCUUGCCCACUUCACCUGCUGCUGUGCCCACUACACCCAUCCCUGCUCCCACCUCUAGUUCAGCUACUGUUCCCAUUCCUGUCCCUGUUGCCAGCCCGCCACCCUCCAGUUCCCCUGUGGGGUCAACUGUCGCUGCUGCUGCUGCUGCUGCAAGCGUCGCUGCUACUGUCCCAGGACCAACCAUCCCCACUGUUAGUUCUCCACCUGUGUCAACACUCCCACCCCUUUCUGGAGGCCAGCCCCCCUCUGCACCCAUGGAGACCAGUUUACCAGAGCCAGCAAAAUCUGUGGUACCUGUGGAAGAAGCACCAAGUGCUUCAGCUCCUGGUCAUCCUGAACCUGCCCUGAAGGAAAAGGCCUCAAGUGAAAAAAGUGGAGAAGAAGCUGCUCCUGUUGCUGAGCAAGGAUGGGCAAAGAAAAGAAAGACACCCGUCAGCUUAGUCCCCAGGGACACUAGGGGCGCUGCUGAGGCGAAGGCAAAGGGCCCCAGUCGACGCAGCUCGCGAGCAGAGAAGGAGGCGGAAGAGGAAGCUGCAGACAAUGGGCAAAGGAAGAGGACUGCCAGACCUGGAUCUGCAUCCUCCACCACAGGGAAAGAAACAAACACUGGAGCAAGCCCCACCCAGGCCAAACGAAGGAAGUCGAAGUGAUCAUGACGCGCUACACCUGUGAAAUGAAUUAUUUGUUUUUUUUCUUCUUCUGUGAAUUAAUUUUAUCUGCUGUUCCUUCAGAAUCAUGUUUUCACAGAGAAAGUAACCAUGUACAGAUAUUUGUUUUUAAAAAGAAACAAUAUUGAUGUAUUUUGUGAGGUCUUAUUUAGGUUUAGUUUUGUUUGUGUGUGUGUGUGUGUGUGUGUGUGUGUGUGUGUGUGUGUGUGUGUGUGUAUGGGCUUUGUUUUACGUUUUCUAAUGCUGGAUUAAUCAUGUGAUGAAGCCUGGUAAUUAAAAUAUCAUGUCUAUUGUAAAAUUAUGUUGCAGAACUGAAUUAAAUUUUCUACUUUUUGUCUCGUGAUGACAUUAAUAAAAAUCUGUAUGUA
Molecule: messenger RNA, 7784 nt
Organism: Alosa sapidissima (American shad)
Lineage: Eukaryota; Metazoa; Chordata; Actinopteri; Clupeiformes; Clupeidae
Gene: ncoa6
Product: nuclear receptor coactivator 6
Exons: 15
Coding region: 250-7398 (2382 amino acids)
Biological process (GO): positive regulation of transcription by RNA polymerase II
Cellular component (GO): nucleus; histone methyltransferase complex; transcription regulator complex
Source: RefSeq, a predicted model, not a curated record